Vicia faba (fava bean) is the source of this 1104-nucleotide messenger RNA. The record is from the annotation of a GenBank genome assembly. Lineage: Eukaryota; Viridiplantae; Streptophyta; Magnoliopsida; Fabales; Fabaceae.
AUGCUGUUGCUAGCUACAAAAAUGGAAGCCAAAGUUGGAUUGAAGAAAUUGCUAAAAGCUGAAGAACUGCUCUUUGAUAAAUAUACUGUAGGACUUGGAUGCAGUGAUCUGAGUUUGAGUCUGAAUAAUAAUAACAACAACAACUCAGAAGAGGUUCACCAGAAUCAAGAACAGCCUAUCCCCUUACUCAAAUUAGGGUGGAUGGAAACGAAGGUAGAGGAGAUGAAGAAGGAGAAUCAGAUCUUGAGAUCUAUGUUAAAUCAAGUAACUCAACACUAUGCACUUCUUCACACUCAAUUCAUAACACUGACGCAGCAACAGAAACAGCAGCAAGAACUGUUUCCAUCACCAAAUAAAAUCAAUAAACAAAUUAUAGAGGAGGAUCAAUCAUCUGAAUUAGGUUCUUGCAGAAAAAAAGGUAGAGUGUCCAUUAGGGCACCGUCAAAUUUCUCAUUGAUGAGUGAUGGGUGUAGAUGGAGAAAGUAUGGACAAAAGAUUUCAAAGGUUAAUCCAUGUCCUAGGGCCUACUAUCGUUGCAAUAUGGGAGAAACAACACCAUGUCCAGUUCGUAAGCAGGUUCAAAGAUGUUCGGUUGAUGGGACAGUUUUCAUCGCAACCUAUGAAGGAAAUCAUAAUCACUCACUUCCACCAGAAGCCAGGUUGACAGCAAACACAACAUCAGCAGCAUUAAGCAUGUUUCUAUCUGGUUCAACCACCAGUUUACAUGGCAACACUCUCUCAAAUCCAUGUCUCUUCUCUCCAUCAACAUCAUCAUCAUCUUCUAGUAUUUCUUCUACCUCCACAGGCUUGUCUACUUUCUAUUCAUAUGCAUCAUCAUGUCCCACUGUAACAUUGGACUUAACCCAACCCUCUACAAACUUCUUCAAAUCCCAAACGCCCAUUUCUCCAAACCAGUACUACAGUACUCAUCAAUCUCAAGAGGAAUUGUGUUUGUCUUCUAAGCUUUCAAAUGCCAUGAUACCUUCAGAAAAAAACGUUCCCUUCAUGGAUGGUGUGAUUGCAGCUAUAAUAAAGGAUCCUUCUGUUAAGGCAGCAUUAGAUACAGCUGUUUCUUCACUCACUGGAGUAGUGUUGCAUCAGUGA